This is a messenger RNA of Panicum virgatum (switchgrass), 3267 nucleotides long. RefSeq lists its product as uncharacterized. The coding region runs from base 427 to 837 and encodes 136 amino acids. NCBI's taxonomy places the organism in Eukaryota, Viridiplantae, Streptophyta, Magnoliopsida, Poales, Poaceae. The transcript has 2 exons. The record is from RefSeq and is a predicted model, not a curated record.
GUAAAACUUUGGUUAUUAUGUGGGCCUAUGAGCCAUAAUAAAAUGAAGGGAAAUUUGUCCACAGGACACUGCGAAAGCAUGAUUUUGUGUAGAACAUACUGUCAAAGUCGAUUUAGUUUCUCGCACACCACCAAAGCACUAUUUGGUCUAUCGCACAUUGUAUCCCAUAAACUAUUCAUUAUCAACUGUGAGGUUAGAUAAUAGGACUUUUUGCCCUUCGCUGUUGUCGUCGUCUUCCUCACCUCUCUUCUUCUCUCUUCGCCUUUCCGGCUUGAGCAGUGCUGCCGUUGCGACGACCACCGCCGUCAGGAGGACGAUGGCUCAUCGUCGAACGGCGCCAGCCCGCUGCUCCUGACUCUCGGGCCUGUCGGCCCGGCCACCGACGACCGCCGCUGCUCCUGUGUCAUCGCACCAGCGCCGGCCACGAUGUCCGUCCUGCGCGGCUCCCAGUACCUGAAGCCGGCGCAGGAGCAGCUGGGUGAGGUGGUGCGCAUGGCCGACCUGGCGGCUGGCGCGGGCGACGAGGAGGCGGCCACAGACAAGCAGGAGCGGCUCGAUGCCGGCGGUCACCACCGGGCGGCGCGUCGCGCGGCCAUGAACAACGGCGACGGGAUCCAGGCCAAGCUCCUCGGCCUGCUCAGCGAGCUGGAGAGCCGGCAGGAGUGCUACAUCGGCGAGCUGGGGCGCGUGGCGGCGUCGUUCGAGCCGGCGCUGGGGGACGGCGCGGCGUCCGCCUACACGUCCCUUAUGGCGCAGGCCAUGGCGCCGACCGCCGCCACUCCCCGCGCGGUGCUGCACAUCGGCGCCGGAGAUCCCGACCAUGCCGUCCAACCCUGAAGUCCCGUUGCCGCAGCCGCCGGAAGUGGAGCCGCCGAGGCCGCCGCCGGAGGUGGAGCCGCCGCACCCCGGAUCUGCUCCCGCGCGCCGACCGCCGGUGCUCCCGCACGCCGACCGGCGCCGCUCCCCUGUGCCGGCCGCGCGAGCCGACCACAGCUGCUCCCCUGAGCUCCGCGGCGAGGAGGUGGACCCGGCCAUCCGCUGCGAGCUCGUGGACGACGAGACCACGCCGGAGAACACCGUGCCCCGUGCGCUCCGAGGCGGCGGCGGCGGCCGUCCCAGCCCCAGCCCCAGGUUUUGCUCCUCCACCGUGAAUGGAUAAGGAAUCGAAAGGAUAAGGUCCCGGUGGAGGAAAUACAUGGGGUAUUUUAGUCUUUUCAGGUCAUAUUCUUUCACCAUUCAGAUUGAAAAUGAGUUGUUUAAUGGAGUCAAUGUGCCACACACAAAAUUUUCCACUCAAGGUGUGCUGCAGACUAAUUCAGGGAGUAGAAUGUGCAACGCAUAAAAUCACGCUUUAAGAGUGUUCUGUAGACAAAUUUCCCUAAAAUGAAUCAGGUGGAGAUGCUCUCCCCCGUCCACCCUAAAAAAACAUGCUUCUUUUUCCUUUUAUUCCAAUAAUUCGACAAUCGAAUAUCCAAUUCAGGAACAGUUAAUGCGGCUAGAUUGCUCAUAUUCUCCUGCACAUUUUGAGAUCCAUUAUAAAUAUAUUUUUUAGAAAUAUUUUAAAUUUAUAAAUUUACACAAAUCAAUCCAAAUCCAAAUAGGAUUUCGGACAAUUAAUACCUCGUACAGUCAUAGUGCGCCUUAUACACUAAGUUAAAAGAGCACAAAAUUUAUGAUCUCAUGUAGAUCUGAGUAAAAUUUAUAUUAAUCGUAGUAACGCACAAGCACUGUUCUAGUCUAUACUAUAAAAGUUGAAACAAUUGAAACCCUUUUUCAUCAAGAUUAGGCCCACCGUACCCUUCACGGAGGUCCUACUUGUCAGCCCAAAGGUUUGACGAAAAAAGGUGUAGACCCACGAAAUUGAUAGAAGGAAAAUAUUUCCACCAAAAUCCUAAUACAUUUUACACCAAACACUUUUACCUACCCAUCUUUGCACCCACUUGUUACUUUCCAUUGUAUAGAGAUGAGGCAACCAUAAUUUUUGGUAAGACAUCCUAAAAUCUCUCGUUUUAUUUCCUUAUUGUUGUGAGCUGAUUAACCCUCUUUUGUUUUAUCUUCCUUUUGUGUUGUGCGCUGGUUGAUUGAGUGCCAAACCUUCCAUUUGUGUUGUGCGCUGGUUGAUUGAGGACUUUUGUGCUCCGUCAGGUGCGCCGCUCCCACGCUCGACCGAGAUUGGCUCGUGGAUAGCCAUCACACUAUCACCGGGCCGCCUUCGCGAGCGCCCACUGCAACAUGCUGUCGUCGCGAUGGCCGACUGCCCCAGGCAAGUGCCGACCUUCAUCUUUGAUCUUGGAUUCAUUAAAUCAGCGGUGAGGAUGCCACCCCCUCCCCCGUUGCACCUUGGCCAUGGUGCAUGUUUUCUCCAUGGCGUCCAAGGAUUUGUCUAGCGAUGUUUGUUUUUUGUUUUGCUAACUACCGUCGAGAUCGCUGACCUCCAUCUUUGUUCUUUGUUUUAUUAAAUUAGGGCCAAACUCUGCACGCUCCCAACGGCAUUUGCUGGAAAGUAAUUCGUAAUAGUAGAUUGCCAGGUUUUGAGGAGAUAAGGGUGUAUAAUGUCUGGUUUUGGAGUCAAAAAUAUAUAUUUUAAAAAAAUUGGCGACAAAUUAGGGGGACAAAAUGGACUUUUCUCUCUUUUCUUUUAACACGUGCGUCUCUGCUAGUGAUAAAAAGAGCAUAAUAUAUCCUAAUUAUUCCAUAGUUUGAAUUAGUCAUGGUCAAAUUUGGCGCGGUCCAAACCUACUGGGCUAAACCUAGCCCAUGGAUCCACUAAGGCCGAGGAGCAUGGGUAAACAAGGCUGCAAAAAAUCAGCCCAGCCCAAUACCAAUUUAGUACUUUAUUUGUGUUUGAAAAAAAUGAAUAGGCAGCCCAAUCGUAACAUAGGCUUAGUAAACACAUACUAUUCCUAGUUAUGUUCGGAGAUGAAAUACACAUUGGCUGGGCUUUAUCACAUGUGAGGGUAGCUCAGUCGACUAAAUCCUCAUGUUGGAGUCUGUUUACUCGGGGUUCGAGACAUUGACAGCAUGGUUUAGGUUUAGGUGAGCGUAAAUCAGUUUCAUUCGAUCUAAACCCUAAAUUUUAAGUUUUUUUUGAAAACUAAGUUUAAUUUUAUUUUAAACUUUGUUUUCUUUAGAUCUAAUCCAUAUAAGUUCAAAUUCUUUGCAGAUAAUCCUUGGAACCUUGUUUUAGCAGUAAAUUCUUUGUUUUAACUCUGAUUUAGUUGAUUCCUGUACUCACCUGAUCCUUGUGAUGAGUAAAAUAAUUUUAUA